AUGAGGAAGGCAAGGCGGCGACCAUCGAGGGACAUGCAAUGGGAGCCGGCGACCUCUUUCGACAAGGAAGGAGUGAGCGAAGUCAGGCGGGGGCGAUUGAGGCGGAGAAGUCGACGGCGAGUGGUGAUUGAGGAUGGUGGUGGGCUGGUGGCUGCCGAUUGGGAAAGGGGAGAAGUAGCUGCUAGUUUCAUGGCAAAAAUGGCGACUGUGCCUGAGGAUCCGCCGGUGAGGAAGAAGGAGACGAAGAAAUUCACAUGGAAGAUCUCGCAAUUUUCAAAGCGGACUGAGCGGGAACUUUUGUCCGACACUUUUUCGGCGGGAGGCCACAACUGGAGGAUCGUAUUUAAUCCAAAUUGUAGAUUGUAUUUCAAGCAUCUAGCCAUGAGUUUGGAAAUUGCUGAUUGGGAAACAGUGCCCUACAAAUGGAGUGUGGCAGCUGAGUUUACCUUGACCCUUGUCGACCAAUACGAUGGUUCCCUAUCUGUGCGACAAUGUAAGGGUGGCGCACAUAACUUUGACUACCUGGACUACGAAUGGGAGUUCCCACGUUUUGUUCUGAGUGCAGACUUUAUAGAACGUGCUUCUAGAUACAUCGUUCGUGAUACAGUCAUUAUUGAAGCAGAAGUUUCUACUGAAGUAGCUGCAUCAGAGGCUACUAAUAGCGAACCAAGGCUGGCUAAGACUGAAGAGCCCCUUUCACUCCAGAAUCAGGAGGUUCAGGCAGACAGCCCCUUUCCUCCAUCAAGUGCGCAGUUGACAUCGAGAAAACUGAUAGCUGAACUCUCCACAAUGACCAGCAAUUGCAAGUCUCCUUCAGCUGAUCGAAUCUCUUCAAGCGCAGACCAUGGUUGUGGUGUGGUGCAACAACAGAGGGAGAAAAUGGUUGAAUUCUUUGGUAUGUCACUCGAGGCCAUCUGCCAAACCAUAUCACUCGAUGAAGUUGAGAGCACUGCGCUCAAACUGGCUGAACAUUCAACUGAUCCAGAAGAGGAGACAAUCCUGAAAGCCUUGGUCUCACGUCUGGCUGAGUUUAAGCAGGUCAUCCCUAGCUCUCUGGCCACUAAUGAAACCAGCAAUGCUGCCAAAUCACUAAUGCCUCAGAUUACAAAAGACAUGGAAGUGAAACUGGUGCAAAGGAAGAGAAAAUUGAGCUCUUUGGAGGUUGAGGUUUCAAGACUCGGGGAAGAAGGCAUGAAGCUUGAGGCUGAAAUUCAGCAACUGUCCGCUCCAAAGGCUAAACUUAUUGAUCAGAGGAAUUCAGCUGUGGUCAAACUGGAGAAGGCUAAUGAAGAGGCUUCCAAGGAACUGGAAGAGUUCAAGAAGCAAUGUGAUGAGAACAAGCAGGUGAUUGAGAACGGUCUGAAAGCCAAGGAGAGAUUGGCUCAGUCCAAUGCCAGUUGGAAGCUUUUCAAGGACAAUCUAGGGUGGUAGUGGUAGUAGUAGAGUAGUAGGAGUCUCUUCUCCCUUUGAUGGAUCAAUGAUGCAAGUAAUGCCAUGUGUUUGGUUCCUUGGUGAGGUCCUCUUUGGGGUUUUAGGGUGGUAGGAGUAGUAGUAGUCUCUUCAUUGCUUUGAUUGAUCACCGAUGCAAGUAAUGUCCUGCUUUUGGUUUGCUUGCGAGGACCUUUUGGGGAGGCUUUUAGGUAGCCGUAGCAAAAACUUCCUUGCUUUGAUGGAUCACUGAUGUAAGUAACGUCCUGCCUUUGAUCCAUUGGCGAGGACCUUUUUGGGGUUUUUUAGGGAGUAGGACUGUAGGAGUGGUGGUAGUCUCUUGCUUUGAUGGAUUACUAAUGCAAGUGAAGUCAUUUUAUGAGGCCUAGUCGUCAUGACUUAUAUUUGCAUUUCGGCAUAUAACGUAUUGGUUUCUUGUCAG
Messenger RNA from Linum tenue, 1870 nucleotides. The record is from the annotation of a GenBank genome assembly. Lineage: Eukaryota; Viridiplantae; Streptophyta; Magnoliopsida; Malpighiales; Linaceae.